AAUAUCAUUAGUGACCUCGCAAAAGUCUUUUCAAUUAAUCAGACACGGUGUCAUGUAUUCUUUCACGGCGAGGACUCGAAUCUGAUGGGUUUCAACCGCAAUGAUCAGAUAUUUUUCGGUCUGGAACACUAUGCAGAACCACAAAGAUGCUCCUGCUGGAAAGGCUUAUGUUGACUGGUAUUAUAUCAUGGCGCACGAGAUGGCACAUGUGCAUACUCCAUACCAUGACGAGCAUCACGAGCUGUUGUUUCAAGCGCUGGCGACGAGAUACUUGACUGAGCUCCAUAAUUUGCCAGCCGUUCGAGAGUUGUUCAAGUGCACUUCUUAUUGAUAAACAUUACUGCAGUACUGUCUUUCUAGUUGGGUAUUCCGGAGGAUA
This is a messenger RNA of Suillus subaureus, 379 nucleotides long. RefSeq lists its product as uncharacterized. The transcript has 3 exons. The record is from RefSeq and is a predicted model, not a curated record. Lineage: Eukaryota; Fungi; Basidiomycota; Agaricomycetes; Boletales; Suillaceae. The coding region runs from base 101 to 331 and encodes 76 amino acids.